Messenger RNA from Fusarium venenatum, 600 nucleotides. Lineage: Eukaryota; Fungi; Ascomycota; Sordariomycetes; Hypocreales; Nectriaceae. The record is from RefSeq and is a predicted model, not a curated record.
AUGUCUCUGGAUCUUGAACACCAUCUCACCUUUUAUGGUGCUUAUCACCAUAAUCCGGUCAAUGUUGCCAUUCAUAUGGUCUGCGUUCCCCUCAUCCUCAUCUCGGGGUUCUCUUUGGUUCGUCUUUCCACCUCGUGGUUGCUGGGCCAUGCCACAUACAGCGGCACUCUCAUCCCCACACCAUCUUGGCUAACCUUCCCUUAUAUGGAGCCGAAUCUUGGCGUCAUUGCUGCCAGUCUGUACUCUCUGCUUUAUCUGCUCUUGGAGCCUUUUGCUGGCUUUCUUCUGGCCGCCUUCUGUAUGGCUGGGGUAGCUUCAGCCAACUACCUACGCCAACAGAACCCUGGCUCAACCUUUCAGGGUGCUCUAGCUGUACACAUCGUCUGUUGGAUCUUCCAGUUCAUUGGCCAUGGAAAGUACGAGGGUCGAGCUCCCGCUUUGCUUGAUAACUUGGUCCAGGCUAUCUUCCUAGCUCCCAUGUUUGUGUGGCUUGAAAUCCUCUUCAAGUUUGGAUACCGACCUGAGCUCCGAGCCCGUGUCAGCAAGAAAGUCCAGAUUGAGGUCGAGAAGUUCAGGGCUAAGAACGGCAAGGCUCAAUAA